Python bivittatus (Burmese python) is the source of this 402-nucleotide messenger RNA. NCBI's taxonomy places the organism in Eukaryota, Metazoa, Chordata, Lepidosauria, Squamata, Pythonidae. The record is from RefSeq and is a predicted model, not a curated record.
AGGAUUUCCACUGUCAGUCUACAGAGGUAAAGCAACGUUUUAUGAGAGCCAUGCACAGCAGUUCCAAAGUGACAGCAAGAGACAUUGGCACAGCUUUUGAUCUUUCACAGUUCAGAGUUGUAUGUGAUUUGGGAGGUUGCACUGGAGCUUUAGCUUAUGAUCUAGUCCAGAUCUACCCAGAAAUGCAAGUCAUUGUCCUGGAUCUUCCUGACGUUAUUACAGAUGUCACCAGCUGUCAGCUUUCAAGGCAAAAUGCUUGUGAAGUAUCCUUUCUAUCAGGUGACAUUUUCAAAGAUGAUCUUCCCGAAGCAGAUCUUUACAUUCUUUCAAGGGUUCUACAUCAUUGUUCUGAGGAAAAGAUUUCUAUCCUAUUAAACAAACUCUCUGCUAUUUCCAAGCAAG